GGAGGCGCCGGGUGGGUGUCGGGGGGCCAGGGAGCUUGGGUACCUCCACAGAAAGGACCCUAAGAGCCCGCCGCCAUGUUUCCGGAGCCUCCAACCCCGGGGCCUCCUGCUCCCGACACGCCUCCUGACUCCAGUCAUAUCAACCACAGUCCUGUGCCGCCCUGGGCCCUGGCAGCCAUCGUGCUGGCCUCCAGCUUCGUCGUCUUCAGCUGCUGCUUCUGUCUCUACCGGAAGCGCUGUGGAAGGCGUCUGGGCAAGAAGAGCCAGGCCCAAGCCCAGGUCCACCUGCAGGAGGUGAAGGAGCUGGGCCGGAGUUACAUCGACAAGGUGCAGCCAGAAGUGGAGGAGCUGGAGCCGGCGCCCCCCGGGCUAGGACCGCCCCCCGCAGAGAAGCGUGAGCUCGGACGUCUGCAGUACUCACUGGAUUACGACUUCCAGAGUGGCCAGCUGAUGGUGGGCAUCCUAAAAGCCGAGGGGUUGGCGGCCUUUGACCUGGGCGGCUCCUCCGACCCCUAUGUGCGAGUCUGCCUGCUGCCGGACAAGCGGAGGCGGCACGAGACCAAGGUGCACCGGCGGACGCUGAACCCACACUUUGGGGAGACCUUCGCAUUCAAGGUCCCUUACGUGGAGUUGGGGGGCAGAGUGCUCGUCAUGGCUGUGUACGACUUCGACCGCUUCUCCCGCAACGACGCCAUCGGGGAGGUGCGGGUCCCCAUGAGCUCCGUGGACCUGGGUCGCCCGGUGCAGGCCUGGCGCGAGCUGCAGGAGGCCCCGCGGGAGGAGCAGGAGAAGCUGGGGGACAUCUGCUUCUCCCUCCGCUAUGUCCCCACGACCGGGAAGCUCACCGUCAUCGUCCUGGAGGCGAAAAACCUCAAGAAGAUGGACGUGGGAGGGCUGUCGGAUCCAUACGUCAAGGUCCACCUGCUGCAGGGUGGUAAGAAGAUGAGGAAAAAGAAAACGACCAUCAAGAAGAACACUCUGAACCCCUACUACAACGAGGCCUUCAGCUUCGAGGUGCCCUGUGACCAGGUCCAGAAGGUACAGGUGGAGCUGACCGUAUUGGACUACGAUAAGCUGGGCAAGAAUGAGGCCAUUGGGCGAGUGGCCGUGGGCACGGCGGCCGGCGGGGCUGGCCUGAGGCACUGGGCAGACAUGCUGGCCAGCCCCCGGAGGCCCAUCGCCCAGUGGCACUCGCUGCGGCCCCCUGACCGAGUGCGGCCGCUGCCUGCGCCCUGAUUCCUAAGCCAGCCCCUGGCCAAGCCCCACCCUCCUUGAGCCCCGCCCACUCCUCCCUUCUCACCCCGCUAUGCCAAUCACGAUCACUUGCCAACCCCCACCACACUCUUCCACAAGUCCCAGGGACCCUUGUGGGAGGGGAGCAGUCACCCUCCAGCGGGUCCUGCCCUCUGCUUUGACAAUCAGCCAUCCCAGCCUGUCCCCCUUGAUGCCCAGCGCCCUUCUUCCUACACGGGACUCCCAGUCCUGUCGCCAGUCUCAUUCCUGUACUGCUCCUGGGACCAAAUAAAACUGCAACC
This is a messenger RNA of Condylura cristata (star-nosed mole), 1535 nucleotides long. RefSeq names its product synaptotagmin V (gene SYT5). NCBI's taxonomy places the organism in Eukaryota, Metazoa, Chordata, Mammalia, Eulipotyphla, Talpidae. The record is from RefSeq and is a predicted model, not a curated record. Gene Ontology annotation, cellular component: dense core granule; synaptic vesicle membrane; axon. Bases 76 to 1236 code for a protein of 386 amino acids. Gene Ontology annotation, molecular function: calcium-dependent phospholipid binding; phosphatidylserine binding; syntaxin binding. The transcript has 8 exons. Gene Ontology annotation, biological process: regulation of calcium ion-dependent exocytosis; synaptic vesicle endocytosis; regulation of dopamine secretion.